GAAGAAGUAUCCGGCGGCACUGGUUGCGGUUUCAGCGCCGCGCUUGUUUCACGGAUAUGGAGAAGUUGGAGGCUGCGGGGGCUGACACGUUAGGAGCCAGUGUUUUCUGUGAAUAACACAUAAAAUACUGGAAUUUAAACUCUGUUUACUCCUUUAACUACAGUAUAAACACUGAGGUAACCGCUUCAGUAACGCCGGAGCCCCAGGAAAGUAUUGUUUGAACUGUGUUCCUGUCCCAGUUCACACUGCUGGAGUUAACUGUAGCAUGAGCUAGCGGGCUAACCGAGCUGUCUCCAGACGUUAGGGUAGAUAAACGGAGGCAUAAACACAGCCUCUCACUCAGUGUAAAACUCAUUUAAUUAUGUUAGAUGUUUAACGUAGACAGACGACUGAAAUUCCCGAGUGCCUUGAUUCUGUGUUUACAUUAUCCAGCCUGUCUUCUAGUCAUGGCAGCCCUGUCAGAAGAGGUGCUCUUGGUGGUGAAAAGGGUCCGACAGAGGAAACAAGAUGGAACACUUUAUCUUAUGACUGAGCGCAUAGCCUGGGGCCCAGAGGGAAAGGAUCGCUUCACGGUCAGUCACCUGUACGCCGACAUCCGCUGUCAGAAGAUCAGUCCUGAUGGCAAGUCAAAGAUCCAGCUUCAGCUGGUUCUGCACACAGGAGAGAGUACCACUUUCCACUUUGCAAAUGAAAGCACAGCCCUUAAGGACAGAGAUGCUGCCAAAGACCUUUUGCAGCAGCUUCUGCCCAAGUUUAAAAAGAAAGCCAACAAACAACUAGAGGAGAAAAACAAGAUGCUACAGGAGGAUCCUGUGCUGUUUCAGCUGUAUAAGGAUUUGGUAGUGAGUCAGGUUAUCAGUGCGGAGGAAUUCUGGGCCAGUAGACUAAAGUUGAGUUCUGUAGAACACUCUUUGUCCAACAACAGCAAGCAGGAAGUGGGAAUAUCAGCAGCGUUCCUGGCAGACAUUAGGCCACAGACAGAUGGUUGUAAUGGUUUAAAAUACAACCUGACCUCUGACAUCAUCGAAUCAAUCUUCAAAACCUACCCUGCAGUCAAACAGAAAUACGCUGAAAAUGUACCACACAACCUGACGGAGAAAGAGUUCUGGACACGAUUCUUUCAAUCACACUACUUCCACAGGGAUCGCAUCAACACUGGACAGCAGGAUAUCUUUUCAGAGUGUGCCAAGCAGGAUGAAAAAGGUUUGAAGUCCAUGGUUGUGCAAGGUGUUAAGAACCCUAUGGUGGAUCUGCUGUCACUGGAGGAUAAAACGUUAGAUGAGGGAUAUGGAUCUUUAACAGUUGGCCCCAACUCAAGCAAAACAGUAAAGGAAAACAGCAACUCUGCCAUCAUUAAACGUUUCAACCAUCACAGUGCCAUGGUGCUGGCAGCCGGCCUACGCAAAGUAGAUGCACCAAGUGACCAGGCCAGUGAGACCAGUAGCACUGAUGGGAAUUCGAGAGACUCAGACUUCUUCCAGCCACCAAUUAAAAAGGUGAAAUUGCAAGAGGCCAUUGAGUAUGAGGACUUGCAGAAUGGGUCUGGGCCUAAAACUAUUGCUUUGAAUCUGAAGAAAUCUGACAGGUAUUCCCAUGGGCCAGUUCCUUUGCAGUCCCAUCAUUACUCCACCAGUCAAGAUAUCAUCAACUCAGUCAGCUGCAUUCAAGAAGAGAUAAGCUGCUACAAACCCUGCCUUACUCGGGUGAUGCCCAGCAGUGCAGCCAGUUCAGCUAUCACAGCCCUCUCUCCUGGAGGAUUACUAAUGCAAGCUGGAACCCAACAGGCUGUCAGCCAAUUGGUUCCCACUGAUGUUCAGAGUGAACUGAAGCACUUGUAUACAGCAGCAGGAGAGCUGCUACGGCACUUCUGGUCCUGUUUUCCUGUCAAUACACCCUUCCUUGAGGAAAAGGUGGUUAAGAUGCGGUCCAAUCUAGAGAGAUUCCAGUCAACUAAGCUCCGCCCCUUUCAAGAGAAGAUCCAGAGGGAGUACUUAAGCACCAACCUGACGAGCCACUUGGACGAAAUGAUCCAGGCUGCUUAUAACAAGUUCCAUGCCUGGCAGACACGCCGUAUGGCGAGGAAAACCUGAUGAAAGAGAGACUGGACAAAUUCACUUAAAUGAGGAGUAAUGACUAUUGGGGAAAAUGGAAAGAGGGCGAGGGAACUGGCUCUCCCUGUUAAGGUCGCUCUACCCAGAGUAAAAGUGUAGAGGGAGACAGGCCAUCUGUGUUUAGAUGGACGGGACUCAUCUCUCCCUUCAGAAUAGUCCAUGUGGAGAUGGACUACGCCAGUCACGAAACAUGUAGUUUUUCCUUUUCUCUUAUUUUGUUUGUAAUGUUCAACUUUGUUUUUGCUUUUUAUUUCUCCUUUACUUUCAGUGGAUGAGAAAACAUGUCUGGCUUCUUUGUUCAGGAUAGAAACAGACUUGUACUUUGACAGUGUUGAAUUUUAUGACCAAACUGUGGGCUUAAUGAUACCAGAGGAAAUAUUCUCAGGAACUAAAAAUGUUCAAUGCAAAGGAUUCUGGAAGAUGGGUGAGUUUUUUUAAUGAUGCACAGCAAAGGACUCAAUGAUAAGGAGGACUUCUUAAACCUUAUACCAUGUCAGUGCAAAGCAGUAUGGUUCGGUGGAGACUUGGGUCUCACUGGAUACCCAGAGGCCCUCGAUAAGGAGGGUGUGUGAAUAAAGCAAUACUGUAUAAAUACUGUUUCUGUUGUGUAUUACUGAAUUUUAUCCCAUGCAGAUACCUGACUGCACUGCUCUGUGUCUAUUUUUACUGCACUGAAGACACAACUCUGUAUGUUACUUCAAAAUAAAGUUAUCAAGAUUGCUACUGUA
Astyanax mexicanus (Mexican tetra) is the source of this 2839-nucleotide messenger RNA. It is a transcript of the gene gtf2h1, whose product is annotated as general transcription factor IIH, polypeptide 1. Gene Ontology annotation, biological process: transcription by RNA polymerase I; nucleotide-excision repair; transcription by RNA polymerase II. The record is from RefSeq and is a predicted model, not a curated record. NCBI's taxonomy places the organism in Eukaryota, Metazoa, Chordata, Actinopteri, Characiformes, Acestrorhamphidae. Gene Ontology annotation, cellular component: transcription factor TFIIH holo complex; transcription factor TFIIH core complex. The coding region runs from base 369 to 2090 and encodes 573 amino acids. The transcript has 15 exons.